This is a messenger RNA of Saprolegnia parasitica CBS 223.65, 2085 nucleotides long. RefSeq lists its product as hypothetical. The transcript is spliced from 2 exons. Lineage: Eukaryota; Oomycota; Saprolegniomycetes; Saprolegniales; Saprolegniaceae. The record is from RefSeq and is a predicted model, not a curated record. Gene Ontology annotation, molecular function: protein binding. Bases 1 to 2085 code for a protein of 694 amino acids.
AUGGCAGCGACCUUCACCAGCGUCGUGCUCGGCCAGCCCGAGAUCGCGUCGAUGGUGUUUGAAUUUCAGCUUGGUGUCUAUGAAGACGUCCGUCUGGUUUUCCGCGCCUGCAAGGAGCUCAUCGAUUUUGACGCGAGCCGAAACGCGUACGUGUGCGACCCGUCCUUUCGCCAAGCGUUCGCGCCCAACGCCGAGUGGCUCGAUGAUCUCGGGUCCAUCACCCCCAUAAAGUAUGCUCUCCGCGGUAAUCAAAUCGACCCGCGCCUGCCGCUGCACUUGGCUGUCGCCGGAGGCUUCGCGCAGCUGACCAAGCGCAUUCUUGGCUGCCGACCAGACCUCGCGUCAGAAGCCAUCAUCGUCUUGGCCUUCUGGACAAACCACGUCGAGAUUGCCGAUCUCCUCUUGCAUGCGCGUGAGACCAUGCCCGAGCUCUCUCGUCGCGACAUGGACCAGAGCUCGUCGGUGCACUGCAUCUAUGGCAAGUACUUUGCCAAAAUGCUGGCGCGAGACGACUCGAAAGGUCUUCUUUUGCUCCAGCGCUUUGGCCCGCGCCCCUAUGAUCUGAAAAGAUAUGAUCGUCGGCAUGCGAUCCAACUGGCGACAAUCGAGAACGCAACGCUCGCACUCGACCUCUUUCCGUGGUUGGUCUACUUGGGUCUCUCGGACGAUGUCGCAAGCCGAGGUUUCUUGCCGCUCGUACGCUCGCUGCACGAACGUGGCCUUGAGUGCUCGUCGGACGCCAUGGACAAUGCUGCCGCCAACGGUCAUUUGGAGGUCGUUCGCUUUCUGCAUUCGCACCGACGCGAGGGCUGUACAGUUUUCGCUAUGGACACUGCUGCCGCCAACGGUCAUUUGGACGUAGUCACGCUUCUUCAUUUUCACCGGACCGAAGGCUGCACGACCAAGGCACUCGACAGUGCCAUUACCAAUGGCCACCUCGAUAUCGUUUGCUUCCUCAUCAAGCACCGCACCGAAGGCGCGUCGCCAAACAUUCUCGACGAGGCUGCCACCAAAGGUCACCUCGACGUCGUCCGGUACCUCCAUUCUCUUGGCACGUUUGGCUGCACCCUCGCCGCCGUCGACGGCGCAGCAAGAUUCGGGCAUUUGAAGGUCGUCGCGUUUCUCUUGACGAACCGAAGCGAAGGCUGCAGUCGCCACGGCGUUGUCGCACGAGCAUUGGCGUUUGGUCAUCUGCACACGGCAGAGUACCUCCUCUCGCUCGGUUAUCCGUUCCCGACUUCGGUAGACUUCUGGGAUGAAAACGCAUCCCGCAAGCCCGAGAUGCUUGGCGUCGUACAGCUCGCGAUUGCACAAGGCCGGCCGUUUGAAAAGCGAUGGCUGCUCAGAGCCUGCGAGGUCAACAACGUGCCACUCGUCCGCUUCCUAUACAAGUACGUGCAGUCGGACGCUGCCUGGCGCCCCAGAGCGCUCCAUACAGCAAUGUGGGCAAAGGCGUGGGCCGUUGUGCGCUUUCUCUUGGCCAACGACACGACGGACGUUGCCGCACCAUUUCUCAAGCAGGCGCUUCGCUCUGGCAACCUCGAGGCCGCGGCGCACAUACUGCAGUGUCCGCCAGCGCUCGGCAACUGCAGUCUUUUGAACGGAUGCCUCAACAUGGAGGCGACGCGAUUCCUUAUCUCUGUCGGCGAUGCUCGCGACUGUCUCAUUGAGCUUGCAGGUCGUCGAAGUCAAGUGACAGCAAGCAAGUUCUUGCUGCCGUACUGCAUGGACCCAGCCGACGACCUUGACAACCUCAUCUUUCUUCUGGACCUCGUCGCGCUGCCAUACCGCCACCGUAUUUGGACACGCCAGUUGAUCUCUCAAGAGGUCCUGGACCAAGGACGAAAGGCCAGCCAAACAAUCCAGCUUGCACCGAGCUUGGCGGCGCGGGCUACCACUCUACUGAAGGCUGGCAGCGUUGUCGACUGGGCGUUUGCUCUCGUCAUUGGCCAUCUGCAUGCGACCGACGCAACAACUACCUCUGAUCAACUCGAGAAGAAGAUCGCUUCUGUCCGCGAUGCCGAGCUCCGGGCGCAGCUCACGCGCCUCGUCGCCAGCAAACGCAAGCGUCCCGUUUGCUCAUAA